AUGGUAUUAAUUACUCCGUUUUUCACCAUUAUUGGUUCUUUCAAUGGAUUGGUAUGCCUUAACGAGUAUACACCGAGCAGCACUAGGGAUGUUUUAUAUUUGUGGAACCCCUCUAUUGGGAAAUUCAUAGUACUUCCAGAACCUCGCAUUACCUAUUGUGAUCGUGCUCUUGGAUUCGGAUUCAAUUCCACAACUAAUGACUAUCAGGUGGUUAGAAUUGCUUAUGUUUCUAGUGGCCUUGAGGUUGACAUGUAUUCUCUUAAAGAGGGCUGUUGGACAAGAAUUAGUGUUUGUGGUACCAUACCCUGUAUCCGUUUUGAUUCAUCUCAUACUUCUCUCAAUGGGACUCUCCACUGGAUUUCCGAGCCUGGUCAUCGUUUCCCGUUCAUUGUGUUUUUCAAUUUGGGUAGCUAG
Messenger RNA from Cornus florida, 414 nucleotides. RefSeq names its product F-box/kelch-repeat protein At3g06240-like. The record is from RefSeq and is a predicted model, not a curated record. Bases 1 to 414 code for a protein of 137 amino acids. The transcript has a single exon. NCBI's taxonomy places the organism in Eukaryota, Viridiplantae, Streptophyta, Magnoliopsida, Cornales, Cornaceae.